GUGGCAUGAAAAGUCUUCUCUAAACUCUUUGAAUGUCUGUGUAGCUGAAUUGAAGAGCUCUCCUACAGAAGCCAUGCUUCUGAAUAUGAGCAGAAAAGAUUUUCACAAUCUGCUGCUUUCAAGGCUGGAAUAUGAGUAAAUAUAUAGUUAAGAGUAUUCUUUCAGAGUGGUCAGUUGUGUUAUCUUUUGUCUGAGUUUGCUGAAAACAAGUUUUGCCAUGGGGUGUGGACUUAGGAAGCUGGAGGAUUCCGAUGACAGCAGUCCUGGAAAAAUCUUCUCAACAUUAAAAAGGCCACAAGUAGAAACAAAAAACGAUUUGGCUUAUGAGUAUGUCUUACUGGACUUCUCCUUAGAAGCAUCUGCAAAUAUCAAUGCUAUAAAGAUCAAGUCAUUGCUUGAUAUUCCAAGCAAGAUAGAAGAAUACUACUUAAGAGGAUAUAUGGUUGCUGCAAUCCAUCCAAUUAUUGUUUCUAGUGGUCGUAGAAGGCAGUUACCCAUUAGUUUCUUGUAUCGAGUAGUACUAUAUCGACUUAAAUUAAGUCAAAAGCAUGCAGUAUCCACAGGACAGAAACAGGCCAGUCUUGUUAUUGAGGAAUGGAUGUCACUAUACGAAGCUCUGACAAACGAAGGAAUAAAAAUUCUGCUAGAAAAAGUGAAUGACGCAUCCAGAAAAGGCAUGAGGUUUGUUGGAUUCAUAACAAAGCACUUUCAUCAGUCUACAAACACCUUGGUGGAUGUACAAAAACUGGAGCAAAACAGCAGCAAAAACUCUAAUGAGGAUGCUAACAGGCGAACAGAGGGAACAAUCAGUGGACAUUCUUCAGAAAGUGGAAUUGAUGAAGAAAUCCAUUUAGGAAAUGAUGGCAUACAAGACUCUGUAUUCCCGGAUGAAGGGACUUUAACAAAAUUAAGGAAAUGUCAAGGAAAUACAUUAUAUGCUGUAUUUAACAUCCUGGAAAAUGAUGUAAGUGGCUGCAAAUACAUUGAAGGGAACCUCUCAAUGAAAGUGUCUCGAAAAGGCACAACAAUCAGUGCCCUUGAAGCAGACUGGCUGGAAAUGACUACUUAUUACUUCAAGCAGGGCUUUUCUUUAAUUGAUUCUUUUGUACACUGGGAAAUGCUCAGAGGGGAACAAACACCAAAAUUAUUGGAUGGAUUAUUUGUCUAUGAAGAUGAAGCUUCUCGAGUUAUCGCCUCAAAGAACAGAGGAAAUGAUGCAAUAAUAGUAGAGCAGUGGACGGUAUUUGAGGGUUCUGAAAUUAAAACAGACUAUGGUCCUUUGUUGCACACUUUGGCAGAAUUUGGAUGGCUUCUGACUUGUGUCAUACCAACACCCAUAAUAAGGCAAAACAGUGAAGGAAAUUUGACAACGAAGCAAAUAGUUUUUCUUCAAAGACCAAUUAUGUCACAUUCAUCUCAACUUUCAGUUCCAUCAUCUGAGAAAAAAAUACAGAGACACUUAGUAAAUGAGGAAAAAAUUACCACAUCUAAUCAAAGCAUCGGACUUCAAACUCCUGGAAAACGUGUAGAUACGGGACAUGUAUCAGAAGAAAUGUACUUAUCCUCUUGUAAGCAAUACUGGAAUAAAGAGAGUCAUCAAGAAUUUGGGAGUUUUCCUGGUUUCAACAGCAGUGAUAGCAUGCUCCGCGAUUUGGAUGAUUUGCAGUUUGAUCAAGAAGAAGGUGUGACACAGGUUACCUGUAUGUGAUCAAGACUUCUGGUAUCAAGUCCAUUUCUAAAUUGUUCUCUAAAAGGAAUGUUCUUGCCAUUACAUAUACAUAAGGGGACUUACAAGAAAAAGAAGCUCACACUAACAAGAUUCAUCACCACUUGGCACUGUAAUGCCCUAAUGAUAUUGUGGAUGCUGGGCAUGGCUAUUCAAGUGCUUAUGGACAGUAUGACAUAUUUAAAAUGGCUUGGCCAAUAAAAUUGUACAUAAUUGCAGCAAACAUUAAAAAAAUUACAUACUGUAUCAUUCAAAACUAAAUAUAGGUUGCCUAGCCUGUGUUCUGCAAAAGACUGGCAUGACAUUAUCUCAUAAAAAAUAGACCUAGCAGACGGAACAAAGUGUUAUAGGGGAUACAUUGAGUGUGUGACAUUUUGAAACUUAUUUUUAUAGUUUUACUUUACAGUCCAUAUUAGCCAUAAAAUCUAUCAUGUCAAAAAAAGUAUUCUGAAUGUAAUUGCACAACAUAUGUUUUUAUUUAACACACGAAUAGAGCUAAAACCAACACUAAACAGUAUGAAUUGAGCUAGACAAUAGGAACUCUGAUAGAACUAUUGUUAUCUGUAUACAAUAUUCCAUUAUAUUUUCAACUACAGUAUAAGUAAGCAAAAUUACAAAUUGUAAAAAAUCUGAGUAAAUAAUGGUCAGCUAGGAAUAUGAUUUACAGAAAAUUCAUAUCUCAGUUAUAUACACACACAGGGGGAAACUUAUCAUUGUAGGUGUAUUUCAGGUUAGUUAUUACAUUGGGAUUGCUGUGUGCACCUGAGCCACAUUUAUGGCACAGUAAUAAUAAAAUUGAUGCCAGUGCAAUCUCAGUAAAAGUAUACAUUGUAGAUGCUGGACAUGGAGUUGCAACUUUUUUUAAUCCUUAAAGGACCCUGAUAUUUUCCAUUUUUGCGUUUUCAUUUUCACUCCCCGCUUUCCCAUAGUCCUAACUUUUUUUUACUUUUCCAUUCAUAUAGCCUUAUGAGAGCUAAUGUUUUGCAUGGCAAGUUGUACUUUCUAAUGGCACCAUUUAUGGUUGC
Molecule: messenger RNA, 2751 nt
Organism: Bufo bufo (common toad)
Lineage: Eukaryota; Metazoa; Chordata; Amphibia; Anura; Bufonidae
Gene: RFTN2
Product: raftlin family member 2
Exons: 9
Coding region: 218-1708 (496 amino acids)
Source: RefSeq, a predicted model, not a curated record